Molecule: messenger RNA, 3993 nt
Organism: Pezoporus occidentalis (night parrot)
Lineage: Eukaryota; Metazoa; Chordata; Aves; Psittaciformes; Psittacidae
Gene: TERF1
Product: telomeric repeat binding factor 1
Exons: 10
Coding region: 30-1085 (351 amino acids)
Biological process (GO): negative regulation of telomeric D-loop disassembly; negative regulation of DNA replication; telomere maintenance via telomerase
Cellular component (GO): nucleus; chromosome, telomeric region; nuclear telomere cap complex
Molecular function (GO): double-stranded telomeric DNA binding; DNA binding, bending; ankyrin repeat binding
Source: RefSeq, a predicted model, not a curated record
CGUCGCUGCCGUUGGUGCGCGGAUUGAAGAUGGCGGUGGCGGGUGAGAGCUCGGUCCUGUCAGCUGAGGUGAAGGCGGUGGCCGCGGGCUGGAUGCUGGAGUUCUCCUGCUGCUGCCUGUGCCGGCACUUCGGGGGCGGGUGCCCCGCAGAGUUCCAGCGGUGGAGCGACGUGGCGCAUGCUCUUAUUAAUGGCCUCUCGAAAAUACCUGCACAUCAGGAAAAAACGGUGUAUCUCUGUCAGCUUUUGAUAAGGAUUGCAAAAGGAAAAAAACUUGAAUGCUAUUUUGAAAAUUCUAAAAGAAUUUCACCUUUGGAAUCUGCUCUGUCUUUCUGGACUUUACUUGAAAGGGAAGAAGUCGAACUGGAAAAGCUUCAUAAAGAUAUUCGUCAGUUGAUUCAAAUUCAGAUUGUAGCAGUCUAUAUGGAAAAUGGAUAUUUCAAGGAGGCUGCUGAAGCUCUUGAAAGGCUGUUUACAGACUCAGAAUCGGAUAAGCCUUUAAGGAUGAAGCUGGCAACUGUAAUUAAAAGCAAGGAUCCGUAUGUUCCUCUUCUCCAAACCUUCAGUUACAAUGUUUUGAUAAGUAAAAUCAAGUCUUACAUUGAACUUUUCAUGAAAGAAAAUGAAACUAACUUCUUAUUACAGGCAGCCAUAAAAGAGGUAGAGUCUCAAGGACCGGGAGCAAUAACAUUGCAAAGCAAAACUGUGAAUGCUGAUAAAAAUAUCAAAGAGAAUUUCGAAACAAAACAAAGGUUAACGAAAGAGCAGCACAGUACUACAGAUCAGUCACCUGGAGAUGUAAGAGACCCAGCAGUAAGGCCUCAUUCAGGAGGGAGACUCAAAAAGAGAACUGUUCUUCAGAGUUUGAAUGGCUUGCAAAAUGUGGAAAAACAUGGACAUGCUUUGGUUUCUGUCCGAAAAAGACAGCGAUGGACUUACAAAGAAGAUUUGCAACUGAAAUUAGGAGUAAAAGAGUUUGGAGUGGGUAACUGGGCUAAAAUUUUGGUCCAUGGUGACUUCAACAACCGAACUAGUGUCAUGUUAAAAGACCGAUGGAGAACACUGUGCAAGAUCCAUCAAGGCUAAUUUGGACUAGAGGAGUCAACUCUUAUUAACCUUUCCCUACAUAAGGACCAGGACCUAGUCUGUCUUUUCAGAAUACUAACUUAUUUCAGUCUCAGAGUGUCCAGCAGUGUUGCUGUCCUAAAAUAUGGAACAGAAAAGUAAUAGAUAUUAAACGUUCAUGUAAGCUUGUUUGCUUGUGUAGUGAUGACUUAAAUGUGUGUAGGUAAAAGGCCAUGCUUUACAAUAGAUGACCUAAUUUCUGAAAUGGGAAAAUGCUUGCAGUGGUUUAAGAAAGGUCAGUUAUGUACAUAAAAGUAUUAAAUGCCUGGCAACAUGUUUGGAUUGAUAGUCAAAUGUUCUGUAUUUUUAAAGUGGUGUAUCUCUAGUCAGAUUGAGGUUUUUAGUAUUUUACUUCCUGCCAAUCUGAUUUGCUUCACUUUGAAAUUUUGAUCAGAUUUGUCAUUUCUCUCAGCAAGUUAUACAAAAAAAAUAUGUAUGUAUUGGUAUUGCUCAUUUUACAAACCAGUUCCUUUUCUUGCACUCAAAAAUGUGAUACUCCAUGUAAUUUCUCAUUUAUAAAUAGUAAAGGUGAGGGCAGGUGGGGGGUGGUUCGUUUGGGCGGGGGGAUUAAGAAUGAAGCUUUAAGCUCUAGGUGGAAGGUUACUUUGAACUUAUGUAUACUGGCUUAAUACCAUCUCAUCUCACAGGAGAGAUGGAAAACAUGGAAAGUAACAGUAUGAUACUAGCACUUAACAGCUAACAUCUCUUGAUUAUCUUGUGUCACCUACCUUGUCUUAAGAAGUGGCUUCUUCUAGACCAGCAGGAAAAGGAAGGCUUGAAAACAAAUGGCCGAAGUGGAGCUCAAUAACAAGUCUGUACUGACACUGGUAGCACAGCUCAUGAGACGUGUUUCAUUUGUGCUCUCCACUGUCUCUGGAUGCAGUUAUAGCAAACUAAGAUAUGCUCUCAUAGAGGUAACUAUCAAGGUGUCACUGUUAAUAAUAUUCGUGAAAGACUGUAAUGGAUAAUGGUACUAGGUUGUCUCUCUUGAUUCAGAUUGUGUAGAGAAGGUUCCACAACCUCAGAAAACCCAUACUUUUCACUGUCAUGCUGGUGUGAGUCUUUGGACUUAAACUAACAUAUCACAGCAUUCUUUCAAAAAGGAAAUCUCUUCAAUUCAGAGGUUUUCUGUACCUUUAUCCUUGGAUAAGAUUUUUUUUUUACAAGAACCUGACAAGGAAAAGCAUCUGUCCAUACUGGUCAUAAUAAACCUCCCAGAUAUUUUUCCUGGCUACAAGGAAGACAUAUAUUCCUGCAGGCUGAAAUGUUCAGGAAGUAUUAAGAAAUCUCUCUGCGUUCUGUUUUGGAGGCCUGCUUCCAUUAAGAUUAUAUACUUAGUCAAGUACAGUUACAAGGGUUUGUUUCACACUCUAUUGUGGACAAGACCUCAGCCAGAUCAUCUUCCUCAUUCUUUCCAACAGAUGCUACAGUUUCUUCUUGCAGCUGGUAGAAACAGCCUAGUCUAUAGGUUGCACAGAGCUGCUGCAUGUCUUAACUGUACAUUUUCUCAACCUUAAGUCAUCAUUUUUUUUUAUUCCUUUUUUUAGCAAACAUUAUGAAUUUCAGGAUUUUGAUGAAAUACAGGCAUUGUCCUUCAGCAGGGAAUGCUAGAGCAGCUGUAAGCCAACAACUGAAAAAGUCUUAGCAGGUAUCUGACAACUAAGAAAGUGCAGUAUGCUGCCUCUUUAAUGCUGUAACAAUAAGUCAAGGUAAGUAAUAGCAAAACAUGGAUUUGAGCUACCUGAGUAGCAGUCUUGCCUGUGCUUUAACAUUAAUGCUCUGUGCUAAUCAUUGUGCGUGAGCAGUUUUAACUAGUAAUAAGUAAUUUUUUUAAUGUCAGCCAAGGCUUUAGUCACAAAGUUUUGUUUAGGUUCAUCUGCCAUAAAGUUCACACUAUGUAUUAGUGACAUGAAGUUCUGAGCAAGGCUGUUUAACAACGCUGGUUUGUCGUAUGUCUCCUAUGAAGGUGACUGGAUAUGAAAGCAGCAAUGUAGAGGAAGAAUACUUGUAGUAUAAACAACUGUCUAGAUGAUACUGGGAAGGAACAAAGGAUCUAAACUGAAAUCCUGUUUUAGCUCUCCAACAUUAAUUUUUAUUCACCUUGCUAUUUAAUGAUGACUGUGACUGUUCUGUCUUGAAAAUGUUUGUCUGGCUCUCUACUGAGUAGGCACAAUGCCUGUAGACAGGACUGUGGCCAGUAAAGAACAAGAACUUCAGGAAAAGCAGCUACUAUGUUUAAAAACAUUACCUCUUUAAUUACAAAAGAGAAACAUGGAAACAUGCUUCUAGUGUUCUAAUACAAAGAUCAGUCUUAGUGUUUUGUGUUAAGGCAGAGAGUGUUUCCCAAAAUGCUUCUUCAAAAGUUCCGAUUCAUUUAAAAUUUGUCUAGGCUCCAGACAGUGCAGCAGAAAGAUGUGGGUUUCUUGGCAUUGGUUAAUUUUCUUAAUCUUUUUGUUGUUGCUGUUUUAAAGGUCUUUUAGACUUUCAUGUAAAAAUAAAGCUAUGCACAAGGGGACAUGAGCAGUGCUCCAGCUGCCGAAUCUUCCUCCAGGUUCCUUGGCACUGAGAGUUGCCAACUGCUUCCCAGUGUAAGAUUUUACCUCUGAAAUGUGACAAUAAGUGAGGAUUAAAAAGCUGAAAAAUCUGUAUUUCAAGUUACUAGAUUAUGUUGUAUAAUACAUCAAAGAUUAGAUUUGCUUAAUAAUAUUUAGUUAUCUCUUCUAGCGCUUAAAAUGCUUUCUGGAGCAGACACUGUAUUCCUAAGUCUAGUAUACGGGAUGACGGAUUGCGUAGCUGGUUGUACAGGUAUUAAGUAUUGUGCAUAUUAAUAAAUGUAUAAAGCAAAUAAAAAUCUGUUCUGAAUAUUAAA